Molecule: messenger RNA, 444 nt
Organism: Acanthamoeba castellanii str. Neff
Lineage: Eukaryota; Discosea; Longamoebia; Acanthamoebidae
Exons: 1
Coding region: 1-444 (147 amino acids)
Source: RefSeq, a predicted model, not a curated record
AUGAGCAUGCGAUUCGGCGCCCACGAUCGGGCCAUGGAGUCGGUCUCGCGCAUUCUGGAUUUGGUCGCCGGAGAACAGACGACGCCGCGCUGGGUGGUGAGCGGUGUCAGAGGCAGAGCUCGAAUGAUUGACUCGGAUGAUACGCUGUCCCUUAUCAUGAAGCGGUGGGGUGUCGGACCCCCAAAGGACCAACGCCAACGUCGCGCGUAUGCACCGACCCUGUCGUCCGAGAUCAUGCGCAUCGGAUUCGUCGCCGCGACUCUCGAUCUGGCGUCCAUGCGCGAUGAACACGGAGGCCUGCAUAUUGCAUCACCCCAAGGAUCGAUGGUGCACAGGAUCCUGCUUGGAUUUGGCAUCAUGUCACGGCUCUCACUCAAUGUCAUACACCUCACCGCCCGGUGGACCAAGAGACUGGACAACCUGUUGAACUCUGUGGCAACAUAA